Messenger RNA from Pomacea canaliculata, 4310 nucleotides. RefSeq names its product protein shisa-5-like. Lineage: Eukaryota; Metazoa; Mollusca; Gastropoda; Architaenioglossa; Ampullariidae. The record is from RefSeq and is a predicted model, not a curated record. The coding region runs from base 309 to 848 and encodes 179 amino acids. The transcript has 4 exons.
CACCCGGGUCCGAUUCGCCAAAACCGCAGAAGCAAUAUUUUGGUGACGACGUAUUGUGAGGACAGAGCAGAUAAUGUAAACAACCCUGCUCGUGAGAAACGAGGUCUUUGAACCAGAUGCUCUGAAUACGGAUUCAUGACAAUAAAACACGAGCAAUCAUCGAGUGACAGACAAGUCGAGCGACAUCGACACUCGGCUUGAGUUCUCGUUACGUCAACAUAAGUAACACGGAAGUCGAAAGCUCACGAGGAGUUAUCAUUGUUUUUGCGGAUCUUGGGUAAAGAGAACUUUCGAAGAGCCUCACAAAGAUGGAUAAAGUUUCUUCCUGGACCGUUCCUUCCAUCAUUUUUGCGUUUAUUUCAAGUGCAUAUGGAGGUGAGUUCUGCAGAAACUACUAUGACACCCUAACUUAUUGCACCUAUGGGUGUUGUGGCUAUCUCAACCGGGAUUGCUGCAGUCCAAGUGUUGGACUCAUUGCUGGGAUGAUAGUGCUUGGCAUACUGGUAGUAUCAGUGAUCAUCGCUGUUGUUUGCUGUAUACGCCGCCGUCGAGGAGUAAUAGGAAGGGUGAUCAACGCUAAUUCAACAGUGACAACAACCGUCGUUCAGAGUGGACAGACAACCAUGACAGCAGGCCCCAUUUAUCCACCCCAGACUUAUGGUGCUGCUGCCUAUGGUCCUCCACAAUACCCUCCAGGAGUUUACCCCCAGCCCUAUCCACCACCUGUGCAGCAAUAUGGACCGUCUGCUCCACCCUACGCACCACCAGCUCAGCCAUACCCUAUGCCACAACCACCCAAUCCUCCACCAUAUGAAGCAGUUUCUCAGUACCAGGGUUACAAAGAAUAGGGAAAUUUUUUUGACUUUUGACUGCAAAAACUUUUGUUUGAAAUUAGAAUGAUCAGAAUUUAGUCAUGUAAGUUUUCUUGGUUUGGGUAAGAAAACCUAGAGUAGAACAAUCUUGUUAUGUCCAUUCAUGAUUCCAGCUAGUGUCUUCUGAACUUUGCACUUUGAUGACAUAACAAAUCUGCUGAAAUUGAUAUGAUCCUUUUCUUCUCAGAAGUGAUGUGCUUUUAUUUUCCUCUUUGUUCUUAGUAGAAUGAAGCAUUUUAUAUUUACUUGAUGUGGGUCCCUGGGGGCCAGUGGGGGGUAAAAAAUUUGUAUAGAAGCUGUGCUUUAAGAGCAUGGAGUUGGCGUGAUGAAAAUAAAUUUCAUAUUUCAUUUCAAAAGCAUUUUCAUGAAUAAAAUUUUAUGUUCAUUUUUCACCUACUCACAAAGCUCUUCCAACUACUGGUUAAAUUUUCAAAACUCAAGUUCUUAAAAAGGCAUUAAGAAAUGAGGUCCAGUAGCUGUUGUGGUACUUCAUUGCUUUUGGAGUACAUAUAAAUAAAAAUUUGCUGUAUUAUUAGCAAGCUUUGAAACAUGUCAGAUAAUUAGACAUUUUAGAAGAUUGGCAUUUUGACCCACUUGUGUUGCUUUGAGCAGUCUUCUGUCUCAGUUUUCAAAUGGGUAAGUUUUUCUGAGGAACAUAUUUCUAUGGCUUUAUAUGUGUGAUUUCUUGGUAAUGAGUUAGAUGACUCAUUUUUUUCCAGGUUUUGAAUAUAUAGGAUUUUUUUAUUGAUUCAGUUACAAUUCCAGCCAUAUGUUCAGUGCUUAAAGAGACUUGCAAUGAGGCAUCUGACACGUUUUUUUAUUGGCACUUUUUUUUUUAAGCAAAUUCUUAAAAGAUCCAAUAUCAGUUGGUCUGGUCUGUUUGCUUAAGUUAGUAUUCCAGAAUGUCAUGCAUUCAGUCUUGGUCUUGUUUCUCCUUUCAUGUGUUUAUUUUCGUUAUUCUAUUUCUUUAUUAUAUGUAUUUUAAAACACAGACCUAAAGAUAAGUCUGCUUUCACAUUUGGCCCUUAAUUUUUCACCGUUUGCCUAUGCUCAAAGUUUGAGGUGACCUAGUGGACUGUUGAAAAGUAAGAUCACAAAUGCAGAUGUACAUAGAAAAUUAAGGAGAUAAGUGUUUUAUUUAUAAAAUGUAUUCUGUUUUGUCUGUACAGAGAAUGUAUAAUACUGUAUUGAAUUUCUCUCCUUCCACCAUUCCUUCCAGCAACCUCAACAUGUCUAUAGCAACAGUGGGCAUCACUCUUUAUAGUUAUGAAAACUAUUAGCUGGAGAUACCAAGCUACUCACUAGGGUUGUUUUUUGCUACUGAUUCUCCCCUCUUUGAUUUUAUUGUUAGCUCUCAACCUCUGACAGUGAAAAUUAGUGACAGUGAAAAUUAGUGAGCAGACAUCUCAUAUUUAGCACGCUUCCAGUGGGAGAUAACAAUUAUGUUGUCAGUCACCCUAUUGCUCCUCUCUCUCUGCGCUACUGUGUGUGCCACUUCUCUCUCUCUGUCUCUGCUACUUUGUCACUUCUCUCUCUAUUCUACUUUGUCACUUCUCUCUAUUCUUUGUCUGUCACUUCUCUGUCUGCACUUCUUUGUCUCUUCUCUCUGUGUCUGCUUUACUUUGUCUGUCACUUGAUUCCCUCACCCUAUCCGGGCAUUCUAGUGGCACAAUUAGCUCCAGUCACCAAUGCAAUGAAGGUUGGCUAUCCUGGGUUCAGAUCUUGCCUUGGUCAUGCUGUUCUUUCUCUUCAUGUGACAUCUGUUUAUAGGGCUGGCUGCAUUGCAGUGGUAUAGUCUCAGUUUGCUUGCAAAACACCAAUUUCCCCCCUCCUACCCCAUCCUCCUUUUACCACCUACCUCCUCCCUCCACAGGAUGCAUGCUCAGACUGUGCUGUUGAUUAUCCUAAAAGAUGUAGGUCAAAUUUCAUUGUUUCAUCUGGAGCUAGCAGUAACUUCUUAGAAAAAUAAGUAGAAAUAAAAUAAUAACAGUGCGCACUGUUCCAUCCUGCAGUCCAACCUAAUAUUCCUGCCAAGUAUUUUAUUACUGCUAUAAGAUUUUAAUUACAAAUUAUAAUAAGUGUAAUAAAUUAUUCCUGCUGGACUAAUGUGGAUGUGAUCAGAGAUGUAACAAACAUGAUCACAAGUACACACUGAUUUAUAUAAGCUGUAGAUGUGGAAUAGGUGCAGUGUGGCUGCAUAAUGGAUGUGUACAUCACUUGUAUGUUAUUCAAUUUCCACUCACAAAAACAUAGCGUCUUUAAUGUGUGAAAGGGUUUGUUUGAAAAAUGUUUAUACUUUCUGGAAAUAUCUUUUUUCAUCAUAUAUACUUUAUUAUCUAAAGCUUAUGUUUGGGUAAUUACCUCAUCUUUUUCAUAGGGUACGUGCACUUUUACAUAGGGUACAUGCAUCUUGCACUUUGUAUCUGUGUCAUGAACAGACAUGCAUGUGUAGUUGGUUGGAAUAUAGUGAUCUUAUUGUCAGAACUUGUUUCAUUUUUCUAAGAUCGAGUCAAACGACUUAAUUGUUGAGAUUUUAUAAAGUGGGGUGUUUUUUUUUGGUUUGGUAAAUUGCACUCUUUUUAAGCAGUUUAUGAGUAUUAUACACAAAUAAUUGGUUUGUAGGUCCUGUGUCCUUUAAUUAGUCUUGAAUGAGUAGUCAGUUUCAUACUGAAAACAAAAUGAAGAAAAACAGUCAUUUUCUGUGGAACAGAGGAGGUGAGUAGUCUGGAUAAACUUUUCCAGCUAUUCCUUUAACCUCCUUCAGUUUUUUUUUUAAAUCCUUGACUAUUUUUACAGCUGUUCAGCAAGGUGAAGCUGUGAAUUAUUACUGGUUAGUUGUAAAAAGUGUGAAACCAGCAGUCAAUUUUUCUUCAUUUUUUUCAUGUAAGUUAUUAAUUACUUUUGUGCCAACAUACCAAGGUCCAUUAUUAUUAUUGCUUUUCCAUGACAUUUCUUUACGAAACUGCAUUACGAGUAUGUAGUUAAAAUUUAUUAUGGUGCAGUAUUGACAUUUUAAAUCUAAUGCACCUAUUUGGUCACCUGAUUUAUUGAGACUUUUCCAUUGUAAAUUUAAUUCACAAGGGUUUCUGAAUCAUGGGCAAAUUUUUGUAUUGUUCACACUUGGAAUAUUACAUUUUAAGAAAAGUCGAGGCAAAAUUUAUUAAAAUAUCUUGGGCAUAUUCUUUCAUUAUUCUAUAAUUUUUAAUGCACUGCAUGAAGCCAUGCACACCAAAUACACAAUGAAUGAUUGUAUCCAACUGGUGCAUAUUAAUUCCUCUUUCUUCGUAAGAUACAAGAUUUUGCUUUAAUGAACAUUGUAAUUGCUACUAUUCAUUCAGAUAGUUAUAAGAAACCUGUAAAAAAAAAAUGAUUCGCUGUACAUCUUGCCAACACUUUAUGGUUCCUUUGUGCAUUUAAAAUAAAUAUUUUGUUAUUUGU